Paramecium sonneborni is the source of this 738-nucleotide messenger RNA. The record is from the annotation of a GenBank genome assembly. NCBI's taxonomy places the organism in Eukaryota, Ciliophora, Oligohymenophorea, Peniculida, Parameciidae.
CUUUAAUGUAAAACAGCUACCUUGCUUAAUUGGAUUGUAAACUAUAUUUCUAACUAAAUUUAUAGAAAUUUAAGAAUAAGCUAUACAAAUGGCCUUUCAAUAACCAUAAGAAGGUUAAUGGACUAAGGAACAUGAUAAAAAUGAUUGCAUCAUUUAUUCUAAAUUAAACCAAGUUGGUAUAAAAAUGACCAGAACUGAGCUCAAAUUAAAUGUUGAUCCAAAGAAGGCUCUAGAUGUUAUUUUUGAUAUGACAAGAAGAGCUGAAUUUGAUGAGAAUUUCUUAGAAGUAAUUUUAUCAUUUAUUUUAGGGCAAAAUUGUAGAAAAAAUAGAUGAAAAUAAUGUUAUUUAUUAUGGUGCUGGCAAAUCUCCUAUAAUUUUAGUCGAUCCAAGAGAUAUGGUUGCUCUUACAAGAAGAACUAUCCUUAAAGAUGGAACUCAUAUAGUUGUUUGUAAAAUCAUUGUAUAUAUUAUAGCUAAAUCUGUUGAAUUAGAUUCUGUUCCUAAUAAGAAAAAUUAUACUCGUUGUGAAAUCAUUAUUUCUGCAUUUUUGAUUAAAGAAAUUUCACCAGGAACAUGUUAAGUUAUUAUUAUUGCAAAUGUUGACCCUAAAGGAAGCAUUCCUAAAAUGUUAAUCAAUUCUGGAGUAUCUAUGUAAGCCGAUGCCGUCAAAAAAUUAAUGGAAAAAAUGAGAUAAUAAACUUUAAAAGUUUGAAAAAUAUAUUUACAUUUAUCAAAAG